This is a messenger RNA of Exserohilum turcica Et28A, 6102 nucleotides long. RefSeq lists its product as uncharacterized. The transcript is spliced from 4 exons. The record is from RefSeq and is a predicted model, not a curated record. Gene Ontology annotation, molecular function: phosphopantetheine binding; fatty acid synthase activity. Lineage: Eukaryota; Fungi; Ascomycota; Dothideomycetes; Pleosporales; Pleosporaceae. The coding region runs from base 1 to 6102 and encodes 2033 amino acids. Gene Ontology annotation, biological process: fatty acid biosynthetic process; secondary metabolite biosynthetic process.
AUGGGAGAUACACAUACUCAUCUGCUUGUUUUCGGCGAUACGGCCACUGAUCGGCUGUCUAUGAUCCAGGCGCUGGUCCGCCAUUCAAAGUCCUCACCAGCCGCACGCACAUUUCUCCAGCAGGCAAGAGAUAAAUUGGACAUUGAGUUUGCAAAGUUGAGGCCAGAAGAGAGAGAUUGGACUCGCUCGGAAUCGCUGCUGGCGCUGGCUGAGGAAGAUGCCGACCCUGAUGUGCCCACAAGUGCUUUCAUCCCCACUGUGUUAGCCAUCGUUGGGCGACUCGGUGAAAUCAUUGUGCGUGCGGAGAAAGACCCAUCCAUACUGGGUUCCAGCGCAAAUCCAACACAUAUCCUGGCCUUUUGCUCAGGGCAGCUAGCGGCCGUCCCGCUUGUUGCUGCGCAGGACACAUCAGAGCUACUACCAGUAACCCUAGAGAUUCUGACCAUUUGCGUCCGAUACAUCUCUCUUACAAAACGGCUGCGAAGUAACCUUGUGGCUCCUCAUGAAACAGGAGCUUGGUUCGUCACAUAUCUCGGCAUACAGGCAGAUCGCAUGCAAAAGAUUCUUGAUGAAUACCACGAGUCCCAUAGUGUGCCUUCAUUACAGAGGAUCGGAAUAGGUGUUGUUUCCGAAGGUUGGGUCACUUUGAUAGGGACGCCAUCAUCCUUCUCCCGUCUUGCUGCAGCGUCACCGGAAAUCUACAAUGCUCCACACAUACCUACCGAUGUGGGUGGUCCAUCCCACACCCAUCACAUGCCAAUUCCCAAUGUUUACGAGAUGGUGGGAACAUCUCCUCUCCUGGACCGCACAAUUGACUGGUUUAAAAUCACCAUGGCCGAUCCAGUCGGAGGUGGGGAUCCAUGUCGACACACAACCUUGCGAGAUUUGGUUGGAGAAAUUCUCGUCAAUAUCUUGGAGAGGCCCUUACGAAUUGACAAAGCUACUAAGACGUGCACGGACCGCCUUCGGGAUGUCGUGUCCCAGACUGACAAGACCUGCAAUCUCCAGGUUCAUGAAAUGGGUAAAACCCCACACAUGAGCUUCGUUCAAAAGUCUCUUAAGGGCUCCAACAUCGCAUACGAUUUGGUCUCAUCUAGCGUACCCGCUUUUGUUGAUCCAGAGUUUUCAACCACUCGUGGAUCAUCAGACCUGGUAGCCAUUGUUGGUAUGGGAGGUCGAUUCCCCGACAACGACACUCUAGAUGGCUUCUGGGAAGAUCUCUUGGAAGGCAAGUGCCAUAUCAAGAAGAUACCCAAGAGCCGUUUCGAUGUUGACAGAUACUACGAUGCUACGCACAAGCUCAAGAACUCCACCGCAGCCAAGGAAGGCGGCUGGCUUCGCGACCCUGGCCUCUUCGACAACCGAUUUUUCAACAUCUCGCCGCGGGAGGCUAUGCAGCUGGACCCCGUGGCACGGUUGGCUCUGACUACAACACAUGAAGCGCUUGAGAUGGCUGGGUACUACCCAGGGGCUACCCCGUCCACGAACCCAGAUAGGGUGGCGACCUUCUUUGGCAUUACGGGAAUGGACUGGACCGAAAGCCUACAUCAGCAAGGAUUAGAUAUCUAUGCCGUUUCUAGCAUUGCAAAAGCCUUCAUCACUGGUCGUAUCAACUACACCUACAAGUUUGGGCGUGGCUGCUAUUCCCUCGACGCCGCUUGCGCUUCGAGUACCACUGCCAUCACACUGGGAGUGCAGAGUCUGCUUUCUCGGGAUUGCGACAUGGCUCUCGCCGGAGGUGGCUCUAUCUUCUCCAGCCCUUUUGCUUUCUCAGCUCUCAGCCGGUCAGGUAUGCUUGCGUACGAAGGCGGCUGUAGAACGUUCCACGAUGAUGCAGAUGGCUAUGCUCGCAGCGAGGGUAUGGGCAUGGUCGUGUUGAAACGUCUUGAGGAUGCACUGGCAGACAACGAUAACAUCCUGGGUGUUAUUCGUGGAGCCGCACGCUCCUAUAGCACAACAUCGACGUCUAUUACCCAUCCCAGCCAUGUGUCACAGGAGAAGGCAUUCCGUGAGGUCCUCGGUCAAACAGCCGUUGAUCCAGAGGAAAUAUCCUACGUUGAGAUGCAUGGCACGGGCACCCAAGCUGGGGACUUUGAAGAAAUGACUUCAGUCUUGAAUGUAGUGGGGGGUCAGCGAAAUGCUAGCAAUCCGCUGACAGUCGGGGCUGUCAAAGCAGCUGUUGGACACGGUGAAGGUGUUGCAGGCGUCACAUCGCUGAUCAAGGCGUUGAUGAUGCUGAAGCAUGGCCAGAUUCCACCGCAGCCCGGGGUUCCCUUCAAGAUCAACAGCAAGUUUCCUCAGCUCGACAAGCGCCAUGUCCACAUAGCCUUGGAUCAGUCGCAACUUCGAGCUAGCCCAAAGGCAAGAGAUGAGAAGGUGAGGAUGCUUGUAAAUUCCUUCGAUGCCUCGGGGGGAAUAUGCUCCUUGGUACUCGAGGAAGGACCUCAGCUGAAAGGCUCCACACCACCCGAUCCACGUACCAGCCAUGUGGUUGCAGUUUCUGCUCGCACCCCACUGUCGUUACAGCGAAACUGCGAGCAACUUUUGGCAUUCCUGGAGAAAACACCUAGCACACGCCUUGAGCACUUGGCAUACACAACUACUGCAAGGCGUAUGCACAAUGCCUUGCGCAAGGCAUUCGUAGCAUCUUCAAUGGAAGACCUGAAAAGGCAACUCAUUGAACACAUUCAGAGCAGCGCCAGUCAGGGCAAUGUCCAGAAACCGAAAGUUCCGAAAGUGGUCUUUCUCUUUACAGGCCAGGGAAGCCAAUAUACCGCCAUGGGAAAGACAUUGUAUCAGACUAGCAAGUCCUUCCGCAGCGUGCUGGAAACCUAUCAAGUGUCAACCCAAACUCUUGGUCUCCCAGACUUUAUGCCUGUUAUUGCCGACGAUGGCUUCGACUUGAGUACAGCAUCUCCAACUCAGCUGCAGCUUGCGAUCGUGGCGCUUGAGCUUGCUGUGACAACAAUCCUACGAUCAUGGGGCAUUGUCCCGGACGUUGUCAUGGGUCAUAGCCUUGGCGAAUAUGCAGCUCUCUGCGUCGGUGGUGUAUUGUCACCAAGCGAUACACUCUAUCUUGUGGGUCAGCGUGCGCAAUUAAUGGAACAACACUUGGAGUCCAAUGCGUACGGGAUGUUGGCCACCAGAUUGAGUGGCCAUGGCCUAGAUGCACACAUCAAAAAGAAACAAUCUCAGGGAGCAAUCUCCACUUGUUGCAUUGCUUGUCUCAACUCUCCAGUCAACACAGUCGCUAGCGGCAGCAUAGUCGAUUUGACAACUCUGAAGGAUGAAUUGGCUGCUGAGGGUGUUCAGACUACACUACUGCGAGUACCUUUUGGCUUUCACUCCAAUCAGGUUGAGCCGGUGCUCCCAGAAUUCCAAAAAUUGGCAGAAAAGGUCGAGUUCAACAUGCCUCGCAUACCAAUUGUGUCCAGUUUGACUGGAGACGUGGUGACGGAAACUGGUGUCUUCAACGCUCAAUACCUCUCUCGCCAAGCUCGUGAGCCUGUCAACUUUGUCCGUGCUCUGCAAUCUGUCGAGGCGGCUGGCUUCACUGGCACACAGUCUUUGUGGGUAGAGGCUGGUCCCAGUCCAGUUUUGCUGGGGCUCGCGCAAAAGACACUGAACAUUCCAGCGUCGCGCAUGUUACCUGCUUUCAAGCAAAAUGAGGAAAAUUGGAAUACCUUGGGAGCCUUACUGAAGGCGAGCUAUGAGAACGGUAUGACUGUUCAAUGGCCCACUUAUCAUGCGGAGUUCGUAGGAUCUCUGCGCAUGCUACCGGAUCUUCCUACAUAUGCUUGGGACUACAAGGACUAUUGGAUUCCAAGCGACAAUGGGCAUAAAGUCAAGAACCAGUUGCCUUCAUCAACACUGCACAUGCUGGAACAUGAAAGCUUCGAUGAGGCUUCUCGAACGAUGAAAGCAGUCUUUUCAUCGGAAACUUCCACGCCCAGCCUCCGAAAUGCAAUCGAAGGCCAUGUCGUCAAUGGGCAUAAAAUCACGCCGCUCGGCAUAUUUUGCGAGAUGGCUCUUGCAGCAAGCAAAUACUGUCUUUGCCGGCUGGAUAAUAGUACAAGUGGUGAAGAGCUUGACGCCACAACAUUGAGGGUGAUGGAUAUCACACUUGAACAUCCAGUACUACUCGAUGGAUCUGCCAGUCCAGUAAUUCUGACCUCUGCCGUCUGCUCUGCCACCGACAAGACCACAAAGAUUGUGUUUGAGUACAAGAGCGAAGCCGGUGCUACUCCAAAGCCAGUAGGAGGUUGCCAGGUAGUGUUCAACCUAUCUAGCAGUAAGUCAGCUGCGCUUUCACCAGCAAUCUCACAGACUGUGUAUUUGAUCAAAGCCCGGAUGGCACAGCUUCGCUCACUUGCUGCAAGGGGACAAGCCCAUCGCCUCUUACGCCCUGUGGUGUACAAAAUGUUCGGUUUCUAUGUCAAGUAUAGCCCAAGCUAUCAUGCUAUCGACGAGGUCAUCUUGAGCACUGAGUCGGAAGAUGCUGUUGCAUCCGUCACCGCACCUGUCACCGACGAGCACGCUCAGCAUGUCUGCAAUCCCUACCUCUAUGAUGGAGUAACACAUCUCUCGGGGUUUGUGAUCAACAAUGGACUGCGGUUUGAUGACUCGGAGGUGAUCUGCAUUGCUGACGGCUUUUCCGAUUCGUGCAUGUGGCAGCCGCUGGUCGCUGGGAAAAAGUACACUACAUAUGUAAGCUUGCAUGAAGUACCAGGGUCUACCGGACGGUUUGAGGGCAGCUGCUAUAUCUUUGGCACUGAGGAUGGUCAGCUUAUUGGCAUGUACUCAGGCUUCCGGUUCCGAAAGAUGAAGAAGACUGUGCUGGACUAUGUCUUGGGUGGUUCAGCAAAGGUUGCUGUCCGUCCUCGGCCAAUCGAUCAUGAGCAUGCUGUCGCUAGCAUCCACCCUCAGCCAUCAGCUAUUGCAGACAAGGACCGGAAUCAAAGUGGGCAUGUUGUAGCUGUCAGUAGACUUGCCGCAACAGCUGGAAACAAACCCAAAGUGCCGGCUGUUCAGAGUAAUCCGGUGGCCUACCGAGAACAUCACUUGGUUGACCGCAUCUUCGAUAUCGCAGCAGCAGAAGCAGGCUGCUCUGCUGCAGACAUGACGGAUGAAGCAUGCUUUGACGAUCUUGGUAUUGACUCGCUUCUUGCCAUUGCGGUCCUUUCACGAUGUCAUCACGAACUCAACUUGGACCUGCCAGCAACGUUCUUCUUGGACAACAGGACAGUCGGCGAUGCAAAGCAGGCCCUUGCUGAAAACCAUGAACGGGCCGAUGUACUUGCUCUGAGCGCUAGCCAUCAGGUUGAGGAAGGCUUCGACAAACCGACCCUUGCAGUCGAUUCAAAGCACAUUUCGGAAGUCGAGAGCGCACCCAAGUCCAUCGAGAUGCCUGCAAUGCCAACGCAAGAGUCGUUCACCUCCUCACAGCUGGCUUCGAAUGAUGCCUUCACACACCUACAAGGUCCAGACUCAGCAGGUACAAUGCUUUUCUUGUUUGCUGACGAAUCGGGGUCUUCCAGCAACUACAGACAGAUUCCAAGUCUCGAUCUUGCAAUCAUUGUCUAUGGCGUCAACUGGGCUGUUGCCUCAGGUACCGACUCGGAAAACGAAUCCAGCAUUAAGAGCAUUGCGCAAACUCUUGCUUCGGCUAUUUCUUCAGGUAUCAGCUCUAGCAGACGAGUGAUUCUCGGUGGUGUUGGCGUCGGUGGUGUCCUUGCCGUUGAAGUCGGAGGCUUACUUCACAACAACAUUGCAGGCGUCAUCGUACUCGACCCUGCCACAGCCUCAAAAGAUGUCAUCGCGCAGUCAAUGGAUCGCCUGAAGCGCAUGCGCAUUCUCAGACCCGCGCAGAAAAAAAACAUGACGCUUGCGAGUGAUCUCGUGGUGGCGUACAAGCCCGCGUCUGUUGAGAACAAUGGUAUGAAGUUGAUAACUGUAGUUCCUACAGCAGGUGACUUGGGCGUUGCUAGGGAAUGGGGCCCUAGUACGGUUGUUCAUCAUGUGGAGCUGGAAAGCGGGGCGUUUCUAAAAAAGAUUGAUGUUUUAGGCGAAAAGCUAAGGGAGGUGCUAGGUAUGCUGGCGUAG